Tribolium castaneum (red flour beetle) is the source of this 1292-nucleotide messenger RNA. Its product is annotated as BSD domain-containing protein 1-B. The transcript is spliced from 7 exons. The record is from RefSeq and is a predicted model, not a curated record. Lineage: Eukaryota; Metazoa; Arthropoda; Insecta; Coleoptera; Tenebrionidae. Gene Ontology annotation, cellular component: cytoplasm. The coding region runs from base 150 to 1109 and encodes 319 amino acids.
AUAUUACCGGCCGAGUCAAUAUUUACAAUAUGGCUCUAAGGCAUCACUUGUGUUAAAAAAGAAAACAAAACGUCAAAAUUACUGUUUGUCCUGAUAAAAACUCAAAAUUUCACGUGAAAUUUUCGUUGGUUCGUUAGAAAAACCAAGUAAUGGCAGAACAGGAUGAUAACUGGUUUGGUAGCUGGCUGAACGCCGCGAAAGAUAAGAGCUCUAAAGUGCUGGAAUUUGUCAAAAAAGAUUUGGAAGAGUUCGGGACCGCUGUUAAAAAUGAGGCGAGUUAUGUGGUUUCCUCUACAGGAAAUGUUAUUGAGAAAACUUUUAAGCUGGACACUCCAGACUCAACUGCCAGCUCCAUGAAAAGGAGUUUUAGUUCUUUUCUUGGUCAAAUGAACACUGUCCUAAACCCCACCCCUGACGAUUCAGACACUGAAGCCAUCCUAAUUGGUGAAGAUUCAGAAACCGUUCCCUUGACUAAGUUACAAAAAGCCAUUUACGAAUUACAAAAAGAGGAUGUCACUUUCACAAACGAUCCUGAAGAAGCCCUAGCGAAGAAAUUUGAGUGCUGGCUGGAGAUCAUUGACGAUCAGCUGUCUGAAGACAGGAUAAAUAAACACUUAACCAGUUCCACUGUGCUUAGAAACCAAUACGAGAAACUUGUGCCUGACACUGUGCCACACUCUUUAUUUUGGAAAAGGUAUUUAUUUAAAAGAGCGCUGUUAGAAGAUGAGAUCGCUCACCAGGAAGCCAUGGAGAAGAAGGAGAAAAAGGAAAAAGCCAUCACGGUUGAGACGGUCAAGUGGGAUCAAGAAGAUCUCGCACCAUACAUUGAGCUGACAGAAGAAGAGCAAAUCAAGCUACUUCAAGAGUACGAAAAUGAGAUUAAGAACAAACAGGACACCAAAUGUAAGGAAAGUAAGAAAGAAGCACCGAUGUCGGCAAUUCCAGACACUUGUGAUACUAAUUCUAAAGUCUCAAACUUAGAAGAAGAAAUGAAAACCUCCGAAACGAAAGCCAUUAAUAAAGUCGACUCCGCGAUUAGUUUAGAAACGACUAGCAGUAAUAGCAGUACAGACGGUGAUUGGGAAAAGAUCGGCGAUAUUGAUAAAUAGGUCAAUGUAUUCAGGAUUUAUAUUUAAUACUUUUUAUCAUACUUGUAGUUCACAAUGCAAUUUUGGGUUUUUAUUUAUGAAUUUUGCAACAAUAAAAUGUUUUUACUAGUCUAAUUUGUUUAAACUAUUGUAUUUUAUAUAUUGUUUAUCUCAAAUAAAUUGAUGUACGCAUUAUUACCUCAA